AUGAAGGAAUCCAAGUCCUGGACGAUCUUGUUCUUGAGCUCGGGAUCCAGCGCCAGGCUCGAGAACGUCGAGGCAUGCUUGAAAGGCACCGAUCUCCACGGCUGGUUCCUGUAGUCGUCCGAUUUUCCUAUGUUGGUGUAGAGCUGCCGGUCCUGGUUCUGGCGCUUCAAGCUCUCUCCGAGCUUGAUCACUUCCCUCAUGUACUCAGCGAGAGGAUCAUCAUCUUUACGACAAAUCACAAGGAAGAUCUGGAUCCCGCACUGCUGCGGUCGGGCAGGAUGGACCUUCACAUUUUGAUGGGCUACUGUGGAUUUGAGGCGUUCAAGGUGCUGGCGUGGACUCACCUUGAGAUCUCGCAGAAGGGCGAGUUUGAGAAGGAGUUUGGAGAGAUCGAGGAGCUGAUCGCCAAGGUUGAGAUCACUCCUGCUGAUAUCGCGGAGGCGUUGAUCCAGAACAGGGGGAACUCGAGAGGGGCUCUAGAGAAAGUGAUUGAGGCUCUUCGAGAUCGAAUGGAGCAGGGUGCGAAGAAAGAAGAAGAGGGGGAAUGCGAUGCUUACGGCAUAGCUCAUUUGACCGCUGAGGACAUCGACAUGGGUGCUCAGUAUGAGAGCUUGAUGAUUGCAAGCAGACAAGAGCAGCAAAGUUUUCCAUCGAUAGCAGCCGUGAAAGCCAUGUCGGAAGCUGUUAACACGCCCAUCAUGGAAGUGUGA
This is a messenger RNA of Selaginella moellendorffii, 710 nucleotides long. RefSeq names its product AAA-ATPase At4g30250-like. Lineage: Eukaryota; Viridiplantae; Streptophyta; Lycopodiopsida; Selaginellales; Selaginellaceae. The transcript has 3 exons. Gene Ontology annotation, molecular function: ATP hydrolysis activity; ATP binding. Bases 75 to 710 code for a protein of 211 amino acids. The record is from RefSeq and is a predicted model, not a curated record.